CGGUACUCCACGCAGCAUUGCCUCGUGGGGUAUUGGCAUUUGAGUGCCUCCGAAACGUCUCUUCAUACUCACAAAAAGUCCACACCGCAGACAGCUUCACCCAAACCCCAAACCGACUGCAGACAAAAGACAACGCCCGCUCCUCUACCCUCUCUAGAGAAUGGAGCCUUUGCAUGACGACGUCUUGCUGAUGGUCUUGGAGUAUGUCGAUGUAAAGGACCUCCUCGCCUGCCGCCUCGUCUGCAAGAGGCUAGCAGAGCUCGCCCUGCACCCCCAACCGUGGCGGCAUCGACUGCUCCGCGUACAUAGCAUAUUAGUGGGCGACGCUGAAGCCCGUUUGACGUGCCCGGCCCUGCGAUUGGCCCCCUGUGCGCGCAGGCUGGUCCUCCAGCUCCCAUCGAAGAAGUGUCAGUUGCCGUACACAUCGACCAGAUGUGCCGUUUCCCAUUUGAUGCUGGAGUUGAACAACAUCACUGUCUGCAAGCAGGCCGCUUUCGUUAUCCGUAACCAAUUGGCACUUGGCCGGCUAAGAGAACUUAACAUUUGGUAUCCACCUGGACGGUUGAUUAUGAUUGAGGAAAAUGCUUCAACUGAAUCGCCUCAGAUUAAAUUUGGACUGUCCCUUCUGAUUCAUACGCUGGCCGAAGCGUCCGGACUGAAGAAGCUUGCAGUUGGCAGUUUCCCGGACAGGAUGUUCGAUGUACACAGCACCGUGCCCAUAACAUCAUCCCUGAAACACUUCCGCUGUGAACUUCGGCCAAAGUGGCAGCCCUUUGUCGACUUCGUUUUGGCCGGGCACUCCGCCACCCUAGAAGUGGUCAACCUGAAUGGCUGUUGGGAGAACUCGGUAUCGAAGUCUACCUCCACGGCGCGCCUCCUGGCCGCGAUGGCGAACCUUCGCGAGCUCAGCUGCCCCGCCGUGCUCGACGGGAUUGAGCUCGUGGCAAAGUGCAGUUCCCUGAGAAAGGUGACCCUUCACAUCAGAUCCAACAAGCCGUCUGACCUGGUCGCGGGGGCCCGCAAGUUCCUCCGCCGCGCCACCCAGUUGCGCGAGGUGUCGCUGGAAUACCAUCCCGGGGCCACCAGCCGCGAUGAUCCCGCCGUAGGCCUGAUCCGCGACCUGGCCUGGUCAGGACGCUCCCGCGUGGAGUCGCUGGCCAUCGAAAACGGUUGGAGGAGUAGGAAGGAGAGGAAGGACACGGAUGACAACUUCCCGCAGGAGCAGUCGCUCCUGAGAGCACUCCCCGCGCUGCCCGCACUGGAGCACUUGCACCUGCAGUCUCAGGCGCCGCCCCAGCUGCUGCUGGCCCUCGGCCCCGACACGACCCCGGCCUUGCGGACCCUCGAGCUGGGUGUGUAUGCCAUGGGGUUCGACGUGCAGCACCACUGCCUCCAUUCCUGGUUGCACGACAAUAUCAUAGCCGACGACCUUCUCAAGGUGCACCCCUCGAUCAAGCUCAUUCCUCCACCCUUUGAAUACUACUGCUCUGUUCCAAAAGAUUGUACUUGGUGUAAAUCAGGUUGCCACCAAGAGCUCUCGGGGAAUGACAGGCCGCUUUUCCGAGAUGCUUUGUUGAAAGUCUGCUCCUAACUAUGCCAUGUGUUUU
This is a messenger RNA of Frankliniella occidentalis (western flower thrips), 1607 nucleotides long. RefSeq lists its product as uncharacterized. NCBI's taxonomy places the organism in Eukaryota, Metazoa, Arthropoda, Insecta, Thysanoptera, Thripidae. Gene Ontology annotation, molecular function: protein binding. The record is from RefSeq and is a predicted model, not a curated record. The transcript is spliced from 2 exons. The coding region runs from base 161 to 1591 and encodes 476 amino acids.